AUGGUGGGGGCUUUGGCAGCCGCCCGUCGCGAAGCUCCCCUUCCCUUGACGAAACCGCAGGAGUCGUUGGUCGUUCUCCUUGAUCGUGUCCGCGACGUCGAGUGGGUCUCCCAUAAUGAUGUCGAUAUGACAAAGGAAGUGAAGCACGAGUCCCACCAAAACGCAGUCCUUCUCUAUACUCGUGGUAUUGAGACGGAGGAGAAGUGCGGUCAUUGUGCGAAGGGAGCGGGUGGAUGA
Molecule: messenger RNA, 237 nt
Organism: Aspergillus viridinutans
Lineage: Eukaryota; Fungi; Ascomycota; Eurotiomycetes; Eurotiales; Aspergillaceae
Exons: 2
Coding region: 1-237 (78 amino acids)
Source: RefSeq, a predicted model, not a curated record